Molecule: messenger RNA, 1169 nt
Organism: Gamsiella multidivaricata
Lineage: Eukaryota; Fungi; Mortierellomycota; Mortierellomycetes; Mortierellales; Mortierellaceae
Exons: 3
Coding region: 93-890 (265 amino acids)
Source: RefSeq, a predicted model, not a curated record
CCUCUCUUCUUUCCAUCUUCUCUUCUUUCAGCACCCACCCACUCCCAUCCUUCCUCCUCCCCCCGCUCGCAAGCAAGCAAGCAAGCUCCAAGAUGGCGUUGCAUCCAAUUCUGCUCAAGACCCUGAACAUGGUCACCUAUAUCACCGCGAUCUCGACCAUCGUCUUCUUCCGCGAUUUCAUCACAGACGCCUUAGCCGGCCAUCCCAACUACCUGACAAACUCCACCGUCGGCUUCAUCAUCCCGGCCCUGAACUGGUUCCUCCUCGGAGGUUUCAUCUUCUUCCAAUGGCUCGAUUUCGCACACGAUGUCGUCGUCGAGGCCGUCGACUGGCAUCUCUUUGUCAGUAACUUGAUUAUUGCCGCAUGGGUCCUUACUUGGAGAUUCCACUGGUUGAUCAUUGGACAAAUUCUGCUGGUCAUCAACGCGAUCCUCAUCUGGAGACUAUACAUCAAGGUGCGCGUCUUUACGGCCACGAACCUGAUUGAUUAUGCCUUUAUCCACAUCUCGUUCUCGCUCUACACUGGAUUGGUCUGGUUGGAUGUCUUCCAGAACUUCUUUGCCGCCUUCACUACCAAGGAUGGCGGUCCUACCUCCUGGGCUGCCAUUGGAGCCGCCGGCGCCAUCUUUUUGCUCCUGGCCAUUGGUGAAUACCAUGCCGAGUUCUCCAGAGAUCCAGAUUCGUGGUCUGCUAUUGCCAUUGCCUUGAUGAUCCUCAGCAUCAGUGUCGAGCAGGGCUCCGACGUGCCCGUCGUCUUCAUCACCAGCUUAGUCAGCGUUGGCUGGCUGGUCGGUGCUCUGGUCAGACGUGCCCUCAAAAACGUGGCCAUCUGGCACGAGCGCGCCCAGGAUGACGUCUAUGUCGGAGAGAGACGUCCUCUUCUGGGUUAAAAUAGGGCUGGAUCAGCACAUUUCGUUAACAUGGACUACCUAGUCCCCCCCCCCUCCUUCACACUUCACACACAUGCACCCAUCCUUAUCCCAUCGCCGUUUCCUAUUCCCAUCGAUUCCUCUCUUUUUCUUUUGCAAAUAUACCACCAUCCUCCGCUCCCAGCACUUUAGAAAGGAAGAAAAAAAAACUAAAAAACUAAAAAAGAACUGUACCAUUUUGCCUUCUUCCUCCUACAGACUUUCGCAUUCGUCUUUAAUAAAAAUCGUGUAUGUACCAGA